UUUAAAAUCUGUUUAUGUUUGUUUUUUCUAUAUCAAAGUUUAAUCAUUUUUAGUCUUAUUUCUUUUGAUUAGUGUUGUUUUCUAUAUGUUGCUUUGUGUCAUAUGCAGCAGGAGGACAUGGAUAAAGAAAAUACAGGUGGGCCUCUACAUUUUGAUCUGAAUACUGGUGCAAAGAUUCCAUCAGUUGGUCUUGGAACAUGGAAAGCCCCUCCAGGUGUAGUGGGUGAUGCUGUUAUUGCUGCAGUCAAGGCUGGUUACAGGCAUAUAGAUUGUGCUCGGGUAUAUGAUAAUGAAAAAGAGGUAGGGGAGGCACUGAAAACACUGUUUUCAAAUGGGGUAGUGCAGCGUAGUGAAAUGUUCAUCACAUCAAAGUUAUGGACCAGUGACUCUGCUCCUGAAGAUGUCUCAAAGGCACUAACUAGGACUCUAGAGGACCUGCAGCUGGAGUACAUUGAUUUGUAUCUUAUGCAUUGGCCUUUUAGGACAAAGCCGGGUUCGCGAGGUUGGGACCCUGAGGUCAUGGCUCCCUUAUGUCUUCCAGAGACAUGGAAUGCAAUGGAAGGUUUGUUUGCCUCAGGUCAGGCACGUGCAAUAGGAGUGAGCAACUUUUCAACAAAGAAGCUGCAAGACUUGCUUAGAUAUGCUAAGAUUCCACCAGCAGUUAACCAAGUUGAAUGCCACCCUGUGUGGCAGCAACCUGCUCUUCACAAUUUGUGCAAGUCCACUGGUGUUCAUUUGUCAGCAUAUUCUCCUUUGGGCUCUCCUGGGUCAUGGAUAAAAGGUGAAAUCUUGAAGGAACCUGUGUUGAUUGAAAUUGCUGAAAAACUUGACAAGUCUCCAGCACAAGUGGCUCUGCGCUGGGGACUCCAAAGUGGUCAUAGUGUCCUUCCAAAAAGUGUAAAUGAAUCUAGGAUCAAGGAGAAUCUUAGUUUGUUCAAUUGGUGCAUCCCUCAGGAACUCUUCUUGAAACUAUCAGAGAUUCACCAGCAAAGGUUACUUCGAGGUGAUCCUGCAGUCCACGAAACUUGUAGUCCUUACAAAAGUCUUGAAGAAUUAUGGGAUGGAGAAAUAUGAAACGCUAAUUAUUUCCAAGCUUUGGAUAUAACUUGUCAUUGAAUUCCUAUUGCCUAUUGCAAAUUCAAGGAAUGUCUUUCUUCUAAAAUUUAUCCUGUCCAAAGACA
Messenger RNA from Abrus precatorius (Indian licorice), 1181 nucleotides. RefSeq names its product NADPH-dependent aldo-keto reductase, chloroplastic-like. Gene Ontology annotation, molecular function: aldose reductase (NADPH) activity. Lineage: Eukaryota; Viridiplantae; Streptophyta; Magnoliopsida; Fabales; Fabaceae. The record is from RefSeq and is a predicted model, not a curated record. The transcript has 7 exons. Gene Ontology annotation, cellular component: cytosol. The coding region runs from base 103 to 1074 and encodes 323 amino acids.